CAGUCAAUUUAAACGUUUGAAAUCGCUGGCCAAAAGUAUUUAUGAUAGUGUUUAAAUUCUCUGUAUCACGUUGAAACUUAUUUCGGAGACGUACAAUACCGGCUGUUACAGAUUGUCAAGUCAAGUCAAAUACUAGCAGGAGCCAGGUAAUUAAGCUGUUCUGGCAUCGCUUGAAACGAACGAUUGGACUUAUACCUACUUAUACUCGACCUGCACGGUUUAUCAGUCACCAGUUGGUUGGGUGAUGUUACGGACAUUGAUAUUAAUGCAAUGCAAGCUGAAAUGCAAGCUAGGGGGAGAGAAACUGUGGAUCGAGCGAUAAAGGCGAAUAACAAAGCGAAAGAAGAUUAUUUUGGUGGAUUUGUUAACAAUCCGGAAGAAUUCGUAUUCACUAUGGCAGAGAGAAAAUGUAUCCAAGCUAUAAUCGCAGCUGUAAAACGACAUGGAAUCCAUCACUUCAAUGGAAUGAACGAUUAACCUGUAGAAAUUGGCAGCUAUUGAUAACCCUACAGAGAAGGCUGUGUUAGCUAACAGAAUAGUAAACUACUACAAUAAGUAAAAUCUGUUUAAAACUUGUCUUUCACGGCACUCCCUGACCAACCUGACGAUUCGGUGCAUAGCAUGUUCGGGUGGAAAUUUGUUAGCAUUCAUCACGUGUCCGGUUUGUGAAACGGAUGUUAAAGUUGUGAGAUAUCCGUCUCGUUCAUGGCCGGUGUCGAAUUUCCCUCAACACAUAAACACACACAAAAGGAGGUUACGGAAUUUGCAGAGCAGAGAACAUCACGAUUUCUCGUCAAUAACGGAAAAUGUGUUAUGUGCGUUGUUAGAACUACCUGAGAUUAGCGAAAAGAUGUCAGUAGCAACAGGAACAAACAGCAUGUUUGCCGGUCAAUUUUGCUUCAGAUCGCAAUGGCCAAAACUGCAUGGAAAUCGAGCAACUGACUUCAGAAUCAAUGGAUUGUGAUGUGCUUUCGGGUUCAGAAUCAGAAGAAACGCCUGUUCAAGACUUCGACCAGGAAAACUAAGGGAAUGGGACGAUAAGGCCGAUCGUUCCAUUUCAUUUCGAAUGGCCAAUCAACCUCUGUUAAGCAAGCAUAUUACUGUCCAUAUCAGCAACAAGAAUAGAAAAAAAUGUGGCGAAAAGUAUACCAAUGUACAAAAAGAUAUAUCUACUUACGAAUUCAUAUCGACUGGUAACUCAUGUCAUGCAUUUAAAAAGGCCAACAGGCACAUUGCUGGUCGUAGUACGAUUUUGCGUCAUAUUUCUGCUAGCACCAGAAAUGUGCAAGAAGGUAUUAAUAUAUAAGUGAACAGUACUAGGAACAAUAUUGUAAUUGCAUACGUUUGUUCGAAAAAAUAGGCACAGUUGAUGUAACUCGUUUAAAAAACUACAUAAUGCAGAAUAACUAUCCAUCAGUAGUUAUGUUGAUGGAAGAUGCCACGCGGAUUUUACAGCAGGCACAAUACGAUGCAAUAGUGUAUCGGACACUAACAGGAUGUGUUUCUCCAUUAAUUGAAAACGAAAUUCCAGUUCAUCGCUACUUCGAUGCCUCAGAUGCAUACGUAGUAGCAAACCAUUUGAAAGAUUGUAUAUUAGCGGACACAGCGUACGUUCAACUGGCAUUACCAAUGGCUGUAGGCGCAGCACCAUUCGUUUUGUAUUACUGUGGAACUGAUAACAUCUUUCGAUUUACUGAUGUUGUGAAUCGAUGGAAAUAUACCGAAAAACUAUUGGGAACUGAAGGUAUAGACGUCAUUGGUUACAGCUCCGACGGCGAUCCUAAACUAGUCAAGGCUAUGGUUUCACGGACAGUUUUUUUACCAUGUAUGGAAAUAUCAAGAUGGGGUCGGUGGUUUAUUGUAAAUAAUGAACACAUGCCAGUUUAUAUACAGGAUUCUAUCCAUCUGAUUAACAAAAUUCGAAACCGAAUUUUGAAAGCAGAUAUGAUGAUUGGUAAUUUCAAUAUUUCUAAAACUCACUUGAAUGACCUAUUGGUGCACUCAAAGGACAAACACGGUCUGACAGUCAAAGAUCUCAAACCACAAGAUAAGAUGAAAUUCACUCCUACAGAAAAAAUCAUGAAUGAGGAGUUGGUUAAAUUUAUGGAGGCAAACGUACCUGAAUGCGAUGGUACAGCCACGAUAUUGAGAUGUAUGCAAAAUAUUCAUGAAGUUUUUUCAAAUGUCAAUCUUUCGCCAUUAGAAAGAAUUUUCAAAUUGUGGUAUGUACUAUUUCUUGUUCGUGGCUGGAGAAAUUGGAUCAAAUUAUGAAAAACAAAAUGGAAUUCAAAUUAAUGCAAGUAAAACCGUGAAUAUUGAAGAAUAUUAAAGAUUGUUCUUUUAUUUUUUACCUGACUAAAGAAAACAAAAAUAUGUAAACAUCAGCUGUUAAAUGACAGCUCGGGGAUCUGAACGCACACAUUCACACAGAUCUACACACUACGCGAAAUAUAUUGCAUUUCUAAGUUGAUGAGUGAAAAAUGCAUUUAAUUUUGUUGAUUUAUUCAAUGCAGCACAAGUGAUCUGCCCCUAGAUCUUGAUUAUUUUUAUCAUCGUUAAUUUCAAUUAUUUCGUCAGAUUUUUGUCUUUCUCAAUAGAAAGGUAUUGCAAUUACUCUGAAAAUCGACUUUCUUCACUUUUAGAAAUAAGCAGCAACUCUGUAGUAUCCCAAU
Messenger RNA from Topomyia yanbarensis, 2672 nucleotides. RefSeq lists its product as uncharacterized. Bases 1396 to 2271 code for a protein of 291 amino acids. NCBI's taxonomy places the organism in Eukaryota, Metazoa, Arthropoda, Insecta, Diptera, Culicidae. The record is from RefSeq and is a predicted model, not a curated record. The transcript is spliced from 8 exons.